Molecule: messenger RNA, 1170 nt
Organism: Musa acuminata subsp. malaccensis (wild Malaysian banana)
Lineage: Eukaryota; Viridiplantae; Streptophyta; Magnoliopsida; Zingiberales; Musaceae
Source: RefSeq, a predicted model, not a curated record
GAUGGAGGCUGGAGAUGCAGUUGGUGUUAACGGAUGAGACCGAGAUCGGAUCAGGGUCGAUCCAUCUCGGAUCCGCUUCUUGUCAGAAUCGUAUCAUCCGCUUCAGAUGUUAACGGAUCUUUGGGAUAGCAAUCCAAUCGUCUGUCGAAGUGAGAGAGAGAGAGAGAGAGAGAGAGAGGCGAAGCCAAACCAAACGGAGAUCGACUUUGCCGAUUAGAGACCAAACAGUGAAAAUGGCUACUGUUGCUGUCGCAUGUUCACAUUCGCAGCUUCCUUCGUUGCACCGCGGUGGGCAAUCAAGAUCUGGACUAUUAAGCAUAUCAUGCCUUAAGACCAACUGUCCUGGUCCUGUGAAUGCUAUUGAAUGUUCAUCAACUGAAGAGGGACCAAAGAUGAUUAAGCCUAUAGUCAAGAUGUGUGGUAUUACAUCAGCCAAGGAUGCUGAAAUGGCUGCAAAUGCUGGUGCUAGCCUCAUUGGCAUGAUCAUUUGGCCAAACUCAAAGCGUUCUGUUUCACCAAAGGUGGCAAAAGAAAUAUCCAAAGUUGCACGAGACUGUGGAGCAAAGCCUGUUGGUGUGUUUGUAGAUGAUGAUGCGGAUACAAUACUACGUGCUUCUGAUGCAGCUGAGCUUGAGUUUGUUCAACUUCAUGGGAAUGGUUCCCGUUCCACGCUCCCAAUCCUCUUACAGCAAAACCAAAUCAUAUAUGUCCUCCAUGUUGAUGAAAAUGGAAACCUUCUCAAUCAUGUCUCCGAUGAGGAAUCUUCGUUAGUUGAUUGGUUUCUAGUAGAUAGCGCACAAGGUGGCAGUGGCAAAGGAUUUAAUUGGCAAAGGUUUCAGCUGCCAUCCAUGAGAAGCAAAUAUGGGUGGCUUUUAGCUGGAGGACUUCAUGCUGACAAUGUUUGCGAAGCAGUCACUACUCUUAUGCCUGAUGGAGUCGAUGUUAGUAGUGGCAUUUGUGGCUCUGAUGGCAUCCAAAAGGAUCCCUCGAGAAUCUCUUCCUUCAUGAACAAAGUAAAAUCUUUGAGCUAUUGAAUUUGGUAAGGACCUUUAGAAUAUGUCAACUUCCUUCUUGUAUUAUCAAGAGACACUUGGGUGAGUUUACAUUUUAACUUUAAUUGCAUAAUAUUCUUGACAAUUUCAGAAUAAAUUAUCAUCGUUUUUUUGUUUU